CGUUCUUCCCAGGUCCUUCCCCGGUUACCGGCCCGGCAGUCGCCAUGGCAACCCCGCCUAAACGGAGCCGGGCCGAGAACAGCAUCAAAAAGAUCGCCAUCGAAGGCAAUAUCGCUGCGGGGAAGUCUACCUUUGUGAAUAUUCUCAAACAAGCCAGAGAGGAAUGGGAAGUUGUUCCAGAGCCAGUAGCAAGAUGGUGCAACGUUCAGAAUUGCCAAGAUGAUUGUGAGGAGCUGACAUCCUCACAAAAGAGUGGUGGCAACUUACUCCAGAUGAUGUAUGAGAAGCCAGAGAGAUGGUCCUUCACUUUCCAGGCCUACGCCUGUCUGAGCAGAAUCCGGGCUCAACUCAAAUCUCUUGACGGGAAACUCAAAGAAGCUGAAAACCCUGUAGUCUUCUUUGAGAGAUCUGUUUACAGUGACAGAUACAUUUUUGCAUCUAAUUUAUACGAGUCUGACUGUAUGAACGAAACGGAGUGGACCAUUUACCAAGACUGGCACAACUGGAUGAAUCAGCAGUUUGGAUCAAGACUUGAAUUAGAUGGCAUUAUUUAUCUCCGAGCUACUCCUGAGAAAUGCUUGAAUAGGAUUUAUGUGCGUGGAAGGGAUGAAGAACAAGGCAUCCCCAUAGAAUAUCUGGAAAAGCUUCAUUAUAAACAUGAAAGCUGGCUCCAGCACAGGACGUUACGAACGGAUUUUGAAUAUCUGCAAGAGGUACCUAUUCUAACACUGGAUGUAAAUGAAGACUUCAAAGGCAAAAAAGACAGGCAUGAAAAUAUGAUUGAAAAGGUGAAAGAAUUUUUGAGCACGUUGUAGCCCUUCCAAAAAGCAUACUGAAUCUGAGCAUUCCCUGUUUUCACAUCACUUAAUUUGUAUCACCAAUUCAGCUUUCGCUUAAGGUCUCCGAGGACAAGGUCCAACUUGCUGCAUUGUUGAGUUUUGCAAUGGACUCGUUUUAUAAUAUUUAUCUUGUGUUAAGAUUUCUUAGGUGAACUGUUUGUUGAGAACGUAAGGUCAUCUUGUAUUACAAAACAGAGCUCAAGGGUUUCAGUGAAAUGCUUUGCAUUCUUUUCAUAGCAUCGUUGAAAUAGUUCAAGUAAAACCGUUGGCUUCUCUGGAACUGAUUUUGUAACUCUCGGGUGGUAUCUUGUGCCCCCUUCAUAUAACCCCAGUAGAUUGAAAUACUUGUAUAUUCCUAGUGCUGUGGACCAGGGAGGCAGUUCCUGGCACUAUGUCCAGUUCCUGCAUUUUGUCCAAAGCAGUCCAGUAACAUUUUUAAAAAUACUUUUGUAAAUAAGCAAAAACAAAAAAGCCGUUGUAGAUGGAUGUGUACUUGACCAGAAUUUUUUAAGGCAAUGUUUACCCAGUUUUCUAAGAUUUUGCUUUUGCCUGCUUUUUUACCAUAACAUACCUAUUGUUUGUAAGCAUUCACCUUUAUUUCUUCAAUGUGAUGAAAUAUUUUAAAUUAGCCGUACACUAUGGUUGCUCCUGAGCCAUGAUGGCUAUUCAGCUCACUGAGCUGAAAAUGUAGCCUAGACGUGCAGUCUGCUUUUUUUCCUUUACUGUAAAGCGAACGCGACAUACAGAAAAUGAUAGGUGCAAGAAUGUGCCAGAUAGGAUUCCCUACCAUUAUCCCAAAUGUUUUAAAUGAAAGAUUUCUUAUGGGGAGCCAUUUGAUGACUCCUGCAUUAUUAGAAGCUCCAGAAUUGUCCCUGAUUUGUUAAUUUGUUAAUUUGUUAAUUUCCAAUUGUCAUGAAAUCUGCUUUAGAUUGGUCCAGUAUGAAAUCUGGUGACACUGAACUUGUGAUGUGCAAAAUCGGCAGUCAAGAAAGAAAGUGGUAGUUGGGCCGAGAUUGUUUGGAGAACAAUUGUACAUGUAACACAUCCAUUCUCCUGCUCCUGGAUUUCUACCUUGCUUUAUUUAAUUUUAUUUAUCACUGAAUUUUUCUCUUAAGCCUAGAGUUGAUCUGAGGCUUUUUUUAAAAAAAAAAAUGUUCCCUUUCCUGUUGAGGCUGUUCGAGGCAAGGGGAUAAUGGGGAGGCUUGUUCUCAUACCAGUCUUUCACCUACUAAUUGUGGGGACAUCUUAAUUUUGCAUCCCCAUGAGAACCUCUGGAGUAACCAUGAGUUAAAUUACUCCUUUUACAACUGAUUUUUUAAAAAACUUACAAAGCACCACAUUGACCUGGUUUGUACAUAACACUUAACCCAUGGUUAAUCCACUGUUUGUUGCCCUACCCAGGGCUUGUUUGGGAGAUGAUCAAACAAGCCACAGUUCGUUUUUUCAGUCCCUGGGUUGGUUGGUUUCCUCCUUGUUCACUUGGUCCUGCCUGUAUCCAAAAUGCUUUUUCAGCAUUAUAAUAUUGGCAUAUAUAGUGGCUAGGUUUUUUAAAACACUCUUGCCCACCGCCUCUGUAGCCUAGUGAAACAACUCAAGAAAACCCAUGGUUCUGGAUUCGCAUGCAAUGCCAACCAUGAUUUAAACAACCCAGAGUUUAUAAUCCAACUACAAACCAUGGGCUCUCUUUCUGUAUUCUACAUGGUUAACAAACCAUGGUUUGUUAGCACAGCUGGGUUCCCACCUCACAACAGAAUUCAACAACUCAUGGGUUAAAUAAGCCAUAGGUUAGUGUUAUGAAUGAAUCAAAUCAAUGUGUGGUUUUCUUUGAAUAGAUAAUAUACUUUAUUGUGGUGUCUUAUUUGUCUAGAUAUAGUAGGCCUCGUCAAAACCUUUAGCAUCCAAAGAUUCUAUGAUGUUAGUGCUGAUCAUGUUGGCUUUUGUUGUGAUUUUGUUGGCUGAAAUAAAUAUAGAAGUGUCUGCACCGUUUCAGUCAUUUGUCACAAUCCU
Messenger RNA from Elgaria multicarinata webbii, 2846 nucleotides. It is a transcript of the gene DCK, whose product is annotated as deoxycytidine kinase. Gene Ontology annotation, molecular function: ATP binding; deoxycytidine kinase activity. Lineage: Eukaryota; Metazoa; Chordata; Lepidosauria; Squamata; Anguidae. The transcript is spliced from 7 exons. Bases 45 to 815 code for a protein of 256 amino acids. Gene Ontology annotation, biological process: nucleobase-containing compound metabolic process. The record is from RefSeq and is a predicted model, not a curated record. Gene Ontology annotation, cellular component: cytoplasm.